This is a messenger RNA of Impatiens glandulifera, 708 nucleotides long. RefSeq lists its product as uncharacterized. Lineage: Eukaryota; Viridiplantae; Streptophyta; Magnoliopsida; Ericales; Balsaminaceae. The record is from RefSeq and is a predicted model, not a curated record. The annotation marks the transcript as partial. The transcript has 2 exons.
AGACGCCAUUUGAAACGACUUUACACCAAAGGUGUCAUCUGGAAGCAUCCAGGUGGAGAUUCUUCUUCGUCUCAGAUCAGAUCGGCAAUUUUUAGGCUAACGCACGGAGGAGAUGUAGAGGCGGACGGUAACUGUCUCUUCACGGCGUCUCAGAAAUCGAUGAGAUCUUUGGAAAACGGGAGAGAACUCCGGCGUAGGACCGUGAGGAGGUUCUUGGAAGAUCUUAAAUCUGUUAGCGGGGAUGAGAGAAAAGCGAUAGAUGCGGCUAUAAAGCAUCUGUAUUCACCGGAUCUGAAGUUUGGUUGGGGGAUUCACGUUGUUCAGGAGGUUAAGUUAUUGGCUAAGAAGGCAGAUCGUGAAUCCUUGGAUGCAGCCAUUGACGAACUUGUUCAGUUGGUAUUGCAGAGAGAAAUGGCUGCUGAGUCUAUUUACAAAGAGAGAUGUGAUGCUGUUGAUGAUGGUCCUAGUUGGGCAAAGUACAUGUCCAUCUCAGGUUGUCCAGACGACGAAUUCGACAUCAUCACUCUGCAAUAUACAGAGGAGGGUUUAUUAACCGUAUAUGAGAACCGAGCUGGUCAUGCUGCUGCAUUUGGGGAUGAUAUAGCUAUUGAGUGCCUUGCAAUUAAAAGUAUCAAUACACUCCUCCACCACCGAAUCCUCCUCGUCUCUCUUCUCGGUCGGUCGGUCGGAGCUCUGCGUCAGUUAUAG